Messenger RNA from Oncorhynchus masou masou (cherry salmon), 2664 nucleotides. Its product is annotated as protein SON-like. The record is from RefSeq and is a predicted model, not a curated record. The coding region runs from base 121 to 1845 and encodes 574 amino acids. The transcript has 2 exons. NCBI's taxonomy places the organism in Eukaryota, Metazoa, Chordata, Actinopteri, Salmoniformes, Salmonidae.
GGGCAGGCACCGUGUUAUGCAGUGGUGCGCACGGUGUCCCCAGUGCGGGUGCAUAGCCCGGUGCGGUAUAUUUCAGCUCCGCGUAUCGGCCGGGCUAGAUUGAGCGUCGAGCCAAAUGCAAUGAAGCCGGCUCUACGCAUCUGGUCCCCAGUGCGUCUCCUUGGGCCGGCUUACAUGGCACCAGCCUUGCGCUCGGUGUCUCCGGUUCGCCUACAUAGCCCAGUGCGGGCUAUUUCUCCUCACAGCACUGGCAGGGCAACCGAGAGUAUUCAACCAGGUAAGGUUGGGCAGGCUCGGUGCUCAAGAGCUCCAGUGCGCCUGCACGGUCCGGUCUAUCCAGUACCACCUCCACACCCCAGCCCUCCGGUAGCAGCUCCCCGCACUAGGCUUCCUGUGCGUGUCCUCGGCCCAAUACCACCAGUGCCAGUACCACGCAUCAGGCCUUCAGUGCGCCUCGCCUGUUCAGCGCAGCCAGCGCUUUCUCCCUCUCCUGCGCUGUCGGAGUCUCCCGCCUGUUCAGCGGUUCUAGAGCCUUCCUCCUCUACAGCGCUGCCGGAGCCUCCUGCCUGUAUGGAGCAGCUAGAGCUGCCAGUCUACAUGGAGCAGCCAGUAUUGCCAGCCUGCAUGGAGCAGCUAGAGCUGCCAGUCUGCAUGGGGCAGCCAGAGCUGUCAGUCUGCAUAGAGCAGCUAGAGCUGCCAGUCUGCAUGGGGCAGCCAGAGCUGUCAGUCUGCUUGGAGCAGCCAGAGCUGCCAGCCUGCAUGGAGCAGCUAGAGCUGCCAGUCUGCAUGGGGCAGUCAGAGCUGUCAGUCUGCUUGGAGCAGCCAGAGCUGCCAGCCUGCAUGGAGCAGCUAGAGAUGCCAGUCUGCAUGGGGCAGCCAGAGCUGUCAGUCUGCUUGGAGCAGCCAGAGUUGCCAGUCUGCAUGGAGUUGCCAGUCUGCAUGGAGUUGCCAGUCUGCAUGGAGUUGCCAGUCAGCCAGACUCUUCCAGAUCUGCUAUUCAGCCAGACUCUUCCAGAUCUGCCAGUCAACCAGACUCUUCCAGAUCUGCCAGUCAAACAGACUCUUCCAGAUCUGCCAGUCAGCCAGACUCUUCCAGAUCUGCCAGUCAGCCAGACUCUUCCAGAUCUGCCAGUCAGCCAGACUCUUCCAGAUCUGCCAGUCAGCCAGACUCUUCCAGAUUCGCCAGACAGCCAGACUCUUCCAGAUCUGCCAGUCAGCCAGACUCUGGCAGAUCUGGAAGUCAGCCAGACUCUUCCAGAUCUGCCAGUCAACCAGACUCUUCCAGAUCUGCCAGUCAGCCAGACUCUUCCAGAUCUGCCAGUCAGCCAGACUCUUCCAGAUCUGCCAGUCAGCCAGACUCUUCUAGAUCUGUCAGUCAGCCAGAGUCUUCUAGAUCUGCUAUUCAGCCAGACUCUUCCAGAUCCGCCAGUCAGCCAGGAUCUGCCAGAUCUGCUAGUCGGCCAGGAUCUGCCAGUCGGCCAGGAUCUGCCAGUCAGCCAGGAUCCGCCAGUUGGCCAGGAUCCGCCAGUCAGCCAGGAUCUGCCAGAUCUGCUAGUCGGCCAGGAUCCGCCAGUCGGCCAGGAUCCGCCAGUCAGUCAGGAUCCGCCAGUCAGCCAGGAUCCGCCAGUCAGCCAGGAUCUGCCGGAUUCAACUGCCUGGCUGGGCUUCAUCUUAGUACUGGGCUUUUUCUCAGUACUGGGCUGCCUCUCAGUGCUGGGCUGCCCCUCAGUCCCGAGCUGCCCCUCAGUCCCGAGCUGCCCCUCAGUCCCGAGCUGCCCCUCAGUCCCGAGCUGCCCCUCAGUCCCAAGCUGUCCCUCAGUCACGAGCUGCUCCUCUGUUAUGUAGGGUUCUGGAUGAGGACUAUUCGGCCAUGGUCGGCGGCGAGGGUGGAUCAUCCCAGGACGCGAAGGGGAGGAACAAUGACAUUUAUGAAGUGGGGUCCACGUCCGGAGCCGGAACCGCCACCAUGGACAGACGCCCACCCGGACCCUCCCUAUGGUUUUGAGUGACCCUGUUCAUCAGAACGUCAUGGUGGAUGGAAAAAGAUGCUCUCUUCAGCAGCAGUGAAUAACCACAACCCUGUCAGUCCAUCUCUUUACUUCUCCUUUCUCUUCUCUUCUCUCUCCCUCCUCUUUUCGUAACCAACUGCGGCCUUGACCUCCAACAGUAUCAGCAACAGAGAGGUGUGAAGUUUCCACAACAGAGAGAGUCAGUUUACCAUGUACUUCUCUUUAGAUGCUGCGGCCUUGACCUCCAUCAACAGAGUUAGAGUUAGUUUAUCAUGAGAACAUACAGACACCACUGACUGGAACUAUCAACAACAAGAGUUAGUUUAUCAUGAGAACAUACAGACACCACUGACUGGAACUAUCAACAACAAGAGUUAGUUUAUCAUGAGAACAUACAGACACCACUGACUGGAACCAGCUGACAGUAUCAGUUGUAAAGACGUCAUUACUACUAACAGAAGGAAAGUUGUAGUGUUGUGUCCAUGAUGAAUGAUGUAAAGGCUUCAAUGUGUUUUAUAUUUAACUGCUCUGUUAUAUUCUGUUUGUUCAUGUGAAAUUGGGAAGUGUAUUUUUCUACAAUGCCGCUGUGUGUGUUUAUCUUGAGCAACACCGUCGCCAACUUGUCAAAUAAAGCUUCCUAAAAUGUGUUAGAAAA